This is a messenger RNA of Strongylocentrotus purpuratus (purple sea urchin), 786 nucleotides long. It is a transcript of the gene uba52, whose product is annotated as ubiquitin. Bases 74 to 460 code for a protein of 128 amino acids. Gene Ontology annotation, molecular function: structural constituent of ribosome; ubiquitin protein ligase binding; protein tag activity. The transcript has 5 exons. The record is from RefSeq and is a predicted model, not a curated record. Gene Ontology annotation, biological process: protein ubiquitination; translation; modification-dependent protein catabolic process. Gene Ontology annotation, cellular component: nucleus; cytoplasm; ribosome. NCBI's taxonomy places the organism in Eukaryota, Metazoa, Echinodermata, Echinoidea, Camarodonta, Strongylocentrotidae.
CAUUAUGCUGCCCUCAGCGUCGAGCACCUUAGAUGCGAUCUUUUUCAUUGGAGUUCUACCUGCGUAGAGAACCAUGCAGAUCUUCGUGAAGACCCUGACGGGCAAGACUAUCACCCUUGAGGUGGAGCCUUCCGACAGCAUCGAGAAUGUCAAGGCUAAGAUCCAGGAUAAAGAAGGUAUCCCUCCCGACCAGCAGCGUUUGAUCUUCGCUGGUAAGCAGCUGGAAGAUGGCCGCACACUCUCAGACUACAACAUCCAGAAAGAAUCUACCCUUCAUCUGGUGCUGCGUCUGCGAGGUGGUGUGAUCGAGCCUUCCCUCCGUCUCCUGGCCCAGAAGUACAACUGUGAUAAGCAGAUUUGCAGAAAAUGUUAUGCCCGUCUUCAUCCCCGUGCAACCAACUGCCGCAAGAAGAAGUGCGGACACUCCAAUGACCUGCGCCCCAAGAAGAGGCCUAAGUAACAGGCAGGAGCAGCAACAGCGACAACAAGCAACAGCAGCAACAGCAACAACAGCCUACCACCAUUUGUCCAGCGUAUCAACCUCACCAUUGUUUGGAUCCAUUCUUCGCUCAAAAUUGUUGCCGAGAUACAAAUUUUCCUCCAGAAACUUUUAAUCGGUCCAGUAUAAGUCUCUUGACAACAAGUUAUGAUUAGGCAGAAUUUAAAAAUCGGCACAGAGUAUAUAUGUACAUAAGGAAUUGUUCUACAUCAAAAGUAUUUCUCUGUAUUUCAUAUUAAUAUUUCCUUGAUAUUUUGGAUAAAUGGUGUAAGCUAGAAAAAGCAAAA